Molecule: messenger RNA, 1122 nt
Organism: Paraglomus brasilianum
Lineage: Eukaryota; Fungi; Glomeromycota; Glomeromycetes; Paraglomerales; Paraglomeraceae
Source: the annotation of a GenBank genome assembly
AUGUUAAAUAAAAAUAAGCAGAAGGCACCUGCCAAUGCUCCUCAACUGACCAACAAAGGUCCUAGCUCCAAAAAACCAUCCCCCUUUUCAUUUGCAAAUACUGAAUGUAAACUUUCAUACGAUGCCCAAGUCUCAAACAGGGAAGUCCCCAAGACUGACCUAAUCAACUCAUUGUUUUUUGACCUCCGCAACCUUCAAGUCACUGAAGAACAGCUUUUUGAAGCUAUUCAGGAUGACAUCAUGGGCAUAGCCUACAGACAGGAAUCUGGCUUCCUUGAAGUCACUUUUAGUGAACAAGAGGAUGUCAAAAAAUACCUUACAGAAGGCCUAACAAUUGAUGACAAACCCAUCAUUCCCUUACCCCCCAGAGACUUAAAACCAAGGAUCCUCAGGGUCAAACUAGCCAACGUGCCUAUGCACUUAAGCAAAGCACGCCUCGAACAAGAUAUCAAAAGCUACUGGGGACAGUAUGCUUGUGUUAAAGCUAUUGCACCAUACACCUAUAAAGGAACAGCCAUACUCACUAGACGAUGGGAUCUAAUUGUCUACCUCAAACCAGAAGCCAACGCACUUGAAGCCCCAGUGGUAUGGGAAUAUCAGGGAAGCAAAGUCCUUGCAACCUGGAGAGGAGCACCUGCUUCCUGUCUCUCAUGUAAAUCAGCUGGACACUACUCCAGUGUAUGCCCUACUUUUCCUCCAAAAAGGAAGACGACUGAGACUCUGAAAAAAACGAUCAGCAAGCAUGUAACCAGCACCCCUGAAACCAACACUCAUAAUGACGAAACGCUAAACAAAGUUCCACUUGCCUCAUCUAGCAAAGCACCAAUCGCCUCAACCAGCAAGGCAACCACCACACCUGGUGCAACAAACAUCCCCCCUGUAGCACCACAACAGUUCCACACUCCCCCUGCCCAACUGAUGUCAUAUGCAUCUGUAACUGCAGCAGGAGACCUCUUCACAGGAAAUUCUCUUGACCAGGAAAUGAGAGACCAAUACUAUGAACAAGAGUAUAAUCUGAAUCAAAACCUGACAUCUGCCUCUGAAUCACCUUUUGCAGGGGAUGACGAACAAAUGGCAAACCAAUACCUCCCCCCAGAUAACGAUGAGGAAAUGACCUUAUAA